GGCGGAGUGGCAGUGGCAGUGGAGAAAGAAUGAUGCGCAGCUCGCUACGCGUGAGCUCACUGCAACAAAAGCAAUAAAGAAAAGAGACUUUACAUACAUUCCGCGCACCCACACACUGGCGUUGAGCUGGUACAUAGAGUGCAUCGGUGCAUGGUGUGUGUGCAAACGUUCGUCAACGGGAAAAACAUUUAUUCGCGAGCCAGCAAUUGCCAGGAAAUAUUGUACGCAAAUUUGUCUAAAAAUGAUCUCUAACCCAUCGCACGCAGACAGACGCAGCGCGCUUAUAGGGGCAGCGUUUAAGUGAAAAGCAGCAGUGCCCAAUAUACGUAAAAACCAUUCGAAAAGUGCAACAAAAGCCGUAAAAAAGAACUAAAGCAACGGGGAAUCGAGGCAACCAAAUCACUUCUGGAAUAGUUUCGCCCGCUCCUUCCAGCGCGUUCAGAAAUAGGCGAUCCAAGCCCAUGCAAACCACAACCUCCCCUGGAACCCCAAUCCUCCAGCUUCGAGUGGCCUACGCAUGCCUUUGAAUUCGCACUCGAAUUUGCACUUUCGCACCCGCACAGCAGCCCAGAGAAGCCACCGCCGAGCACCCUAUGGAUGACCCAUCAAUCAAGAAACGGCUACUAGAUCUGUAUACUGACGAACAUGAAUACGAUGAAGUUCAGGAGCUGCCAGAAGAGUCAAGCAUUCAGCCCCCGGAGUCAUCAGCGAGCAACCCAAGCACGAACGGUGCCAGCCACUCGGGAACUGCAACUGCAACUGAAUCUGGAUCAACAGCAGGAGGAGCUCCGCCAGUGGGUGCCCCACAGUCGCCAGCAAUUGUUGUGGACUCUGUGCCCGAGCUGCCAGCGCCCAAGCAGAAGUCUGUGAAGAACUCGAAGAGCAAGCAGAAGCAGAAGCAGGUGGCCAACAAGUCCAAGAUCCCACGCUCCCCCUCGCUGGCGAGCAGCCUGAGCAGUCUGGCCAGCAGCCUGAGUGGUCACCGGGAUCGGGACAAGGACCGCGACAAGGAACGGGAUCGGGAGAAUCACAACAACGAGAGUUCCGUGCCGCCGCAGACGCCGCCGCUGCCAGCGACCUACAAGCAGAGCCGGAUGAAUGGUGAUACCUCAGCUGCAGCUGGUGGUGGUGACUCCGCCCCAGCCACGCCCACGUCCACCAUCAAUAACAAUGCGAGCAACAGCAGCAACAACGGGGGCGUGCAACCCAACCCGAAUCAAUCGGACAGCGCCAACGCCGUCCUCCAGACGCCGGGGGAGCGCAGCAGUCUCAACCUGGCACCACGCUACCGGCUGCUGGGAGGUAGCUGCCAGUCCCAGGAGCCCACGACGCCAGCGACCACGCCGACGACGCCCGACCUAGCAUUACCAAAAAAUUUUCAGUAUUUAACCCUGACUGUGCGAAAGGAUGGCAACGGAUACGGCAUGAAGGUUUCCGGCGACAAUCCUGUGUUUGUGGAAAGCGUUAAGCCCGGAGGUGCAGCCGAAGUUGCUGGCCUGGUGGCUGGCGAUAUGAUACUGAAGGUGAAUGGCCAUGAAGUGCGUCUAGAAAAACAUCCAACUGUAGUAGGCCUUAUAAAAGCCUCGAACACUGUGGAACUGGCGGUGAAACGAAGUCAGAAGCUUACGCGACCCACUUCGGUGAGUGUGGUGACGCCUUCGACUCCGAUCCUGUCAGGACGAGAUCGCACUGCUUCCAUAACUGGACCCCAGCCAGUGGAUAGUAUCAAGCGCAGGGAGAUGGAGACGUACAAGAUCCAGACGCUGCAGAAAAUGCUGGAACAGGAGAAGCUAAACCUGGAGCGUUUGAAGAGCGAUCAGAACAACCCGAGCUACAAGCUGUCCGAGGCGAAUAUCCGCAAGCUGCGCGAGCAGCUCCAUCAAGUGGGGGCCGAGGAUGCACCGACUGUUAAACUUCAGGCGGCCGCUGGCAAUAAGAACACAGCAUUACUAACGCCCAACCAAAUCCAACACUUGUCCGCGUCCGCCACUCACAGCAAUCAGCAAUUCCAUCAUCUUCACAACCACCACCACAAUCUCCACAACAACAAUUACCCGCCACAGCAACAGCCAGCUAGCACCUCACCCGCAUUCCUGUCCCUCCUGCCGCGUUCCCUCUCGUCCCUGUCGCUGGGCACGCGCAAGAACAAGAUCGAGAAGGACCUGACCACGUCCUCUCCGUUCGGUCUCACCACGGACUUCCUGCAGCAGCAGCGGAUGAGCCACCAGGCGGCGGCGGAGGCCAUGUCGCAGUCGAUGCACCAGCACUCCAGCACGCCCACCUCGCAGCAGCAGUUCUUCCAUCCGCACCAGCAGCAGCACCGCUUCAAGGAUUCCGGACCGUCGUCGAAGGGCAAGAACAAGUUCCAGAUUUCGAGGAGUCUUAUCGAGGAGGAUGUGCCGCCACCCCUGCCGCAAAGGAAUCCUCCCAGGCAGCUCAACUUGGACCUUAAGAACGGAAAUGCCUCACCUAGUGGCUCGCAUCUGGUGGCUCCCGUCUCCGAUCUGGAUCGCGCCACCAGUCCCCAGUUGAGCAGAUCGCAGCAACCGCAGCUGCCCAGCAGCACCGACAACAGUCCAAGCAACGCCAAGUCGAAGCGCUCCAAGAUUAAGACGAAGGCCCUAUCCGAUCCCAAGAUGUCCACCCAGAUGUUCCUGCAAAUGGAGUCGGCCUGUGCGGCGGGAGCAGCCGGCGGAGGAGCCAUCGAAGUGGAUGGGGGACCACCACCGCUGCCGCCCCGUUUGCCUGGCAUGAUGACGGAGGACAUGAGCCGCGGCAGCUGUCAGAAUCUGGCUCAGCCCAACUCCGUUGGCACUGCCUUCAACUACCCCCUGGUCUCCACCACCACGGCGGUGCAGAGCGACAACCUGAACAUUGCCUUUCCUCUGUCCCAGCGGCCCAACAUUGUCCAGCAGCUGCAGCAGUAUCAGCAGCAGCAGCAACACCAUCAGUUGGGCGGUGGCCAGGCCACAGGCGCUCUAGGACAGACACCGAAUUUGGUUAAAAACAAACAUCGACGAGUGGGUUCUUCACCGGACAACAUGCAUCCACGACAUCCGGAUCGUUUGAUAAAAACAACUUCCGGUUCUUGGGAGAUUGUCGAGAAGGAUGGGGAAUCAUCGCCGCCCGGAACACCGCCUCCGCCAUAUUUAUCCAGCUCGCACAUGACCGUUCUGGAGGAUCCCAACGAGAACUGCCGCGGAGCAGCAGCAGCAGGCGGACCAGGAGUCUUCAUCGAGUCGCAUCAGUUCACGCCGAUAGCGGGAGCCUCUUCCCCCAUCCCGAUAUGCCUACAUUCCGGCCCCAUACAUGCGGCCCAGUCGAACGAAACGCAGAAGGAGAUUAUCUCGAUGGAGGACGAGAACUCGGACAACGAGGAGCCCUUCAUCGACGAGAACGGGCCGUUCAACAACCUGACCCGUUUGUUGGAGGCCGAGAACGUCACCUUCCUAGCCAUCUUCCUGAACUACGUGAUCUCGAACUCAGAUCCCGCGCCACUUCUCUUCUACCUGAUCACCGAGCUGUACAAGGAGGGCACGUCCAAGGACAUGCGUAAGUGGGCCUACGAGAUCCACUCAACAUUCCUCGUGCCGCGUGCCCCGCUGUCGUGGUAUCGCCAGGAUGAGUCGCUGGCCCGCGAGGUAGACAAUGUCCUGCAGCUGGAGUACGACAAGGUGGAGAUCCUGCGCACUGUCUUUCUGCGCAGUCGCAAGCGGGCCAAGGACUUGAUCAGCGAGCAGCUGCGCGAGUUCCAGCAGAAGCGCACCGCCGGCCUGGGCACCAUCUACGGACCCACCGAUAGCAAGCUGACCGAGGCGAAGACGGACAAGCUAAAGGAGCAAAUCAUCGACAAGUACUUGAUGCCUAAUCUGCAGGCCCUGAUUGAGGACGAGAAUGGUCUGCCGCAUGAGGAUGUGCGGAAGGUGGCCUUGUGCUCUGCCCUCUCCACGGUCAUCUACCGAAUUUUCAACACUCGUCCGCCGCCGAGCAGCAUUGUGGAGCGGGUCCACCACUUUGUGAGCAGAGACAAGAGCUUCAAGUCGCGCAUAAUGGGCAAGAAUCGUAAGAUGAAUGUUCGUGGUCAUCCAUUGGUAUUGCGUCAAUACUAUGAAGUGACGCACUGCAAUCAUUGUCAGACGAUUAUCUGGGGUGUGAGUCCGCAAGGUUAUCAUUGUACAGACUGUAAAUUGAAUAUACACCGUCAAUGCUCGAAAGUAGUUGACGAGAGUUGUCCCGGUCCCCUGCCCCAGGCAAAACGCCUCGCCCAUAACGACAAGAUCAGCAAGUUCAUGGGCAAAAUUCGACCGCGCACCAGCGACGUUGUCGGAAAUGAAAAACGCAGUCGACAAGACGAGGAUUUGGAGGCUGAGUUGACGCCAGAUCGUGGUCAGACGUCGAUUGUGCGUCAGCCCUCGGAUCGCCGGCCGGAUGGGAACAUAUCGAUGCGCUCGAAUGGGAACACAUCCUGCAACACUUCGGCGCUGAACACCACCGACCUGCAGAGCUCGUUUCACGGCAGUUGUGCCAACGACAGUAUUAGCGCCGUUGGUGGUGCCGGAUGCAACAUGGAUCUGUCCACGAGUGUGGCCUCCACGGCUCCGUCGAGCAGUAGCUCCGUAUCCGCCGGCCUGAGUGCGUUUGCGGAUCUAAAUUCUCUGGAUUCGGUGGACAAGGAAGCCCGUAGAGAGCGUUACAGUCAGCAUCCGAAGCACAAGAGCGCCCCGGUGUCAGUGAAUCGCUCGGAAUCCUACAAGGAGCGCUUGUCCAACAAGAGGAACCGCAACAGCCGCCGCAAGACCUCUGAUCCAAGUUUGUCGUCGCGUCCCAAUGAUGAGCAGCUGGACUUGGGUCUUUCGAACGCCAACUAUGUGGCCAGUUCCAAUUCUAGUCUCUCUUCGGCUGGCGGCAGCGAGAGCCCCAGCACUUCGAUGGAGCACUUUGCUGCUACGGGAGCAGCCGGUGGCGUCCAGGCACCGCCGGCGGGAUUGAACCAAAGCCAGCAUCCGCACCUGCUCAUCCAGCAGCAUGCCCAGCAGUACUGUCAGCAGGAUUCCUUUCAAGCGGGCUUGGCCGGAGGCGGGGGAAGCAGUGCAGCUGGCAACUCGAGUUUCUGGAAUGCCGGCCACCCACUGCCCAAGCAAUGGAACCUGGAGAGCGAGGACGAGGACGAUGUCAACGAGGCCGACUGGAGUUCCAUGGUGGCCGCCGAGGUUCUGGCAGCUUUGACGGACGCCGAGAAGAAGCGGCAGGAGAUUAUUAAUGAAAUCUAUCAAACUGAGCGCAACCAUGUGCGCACCCUCAAGCUGCUAGACCGCCUGUUCUUCCUGCCGCUGUACGAGAGUGGACUGCUGUCCCAGGACCACCUGCUGCUGCUGUUCCCGCCCGCACUGCUGUCGCUUCGCGAGAUCCACGGCGCCUUCGAGCAGAGUCUGAAGCAGCGGCGCAUUGAGCACAAUCACGUAGUUAACACCAUUGGCGAUCUGCUCGCCGACAUGUUCGACGGCCAGUCCGGAGUUGUUCUCUGCGAGUAUGCGGCGCAGUUCUGUGCCCGGCAGCAGAUCGCCCUGGAGGCCCUCAAGGAGAAGCGCAACAAGGAUGAGUCGCUGCAGAAGCUGUUGAGGAAGUCGGAGUCGCACAAAGCAUGUCGCCGCCUCGAACUGAAGGACUUGCUGCCCACCGUGCUGCAGCGCCUCACCAAGUAUCCGCUGCUGUUUGAGAACCUGUACAAGGUGACUGUGCGCCUGCUGCCAGAAAACACCACCGAAGCUGAGGCCAUCCAACGAGCCGUGGAGUCCUCGAAAAGAAUUCUGGUCGAGGUCAACCAGGCAGUGAAGACAGCCGAGGAUGCUCACAAACUACAAAACAUUCAGCGUAAAUUAGACAAAUCCUCCUAUGACAAGGAGGAGUUUAAAAAAUUGGACCUGACCCAACAUCACCUCAUCCAUGACGGCAACCUGACGGUCAAGAAGAAUCCUAGCCUCCAGCUGCAUGGCUUGCUGUUUGAGAACAUGAUUGUUUUGCUGACCAAGCAGGAUGAUAAAUAUUAUCUUAAGAACCUGCACUUCCCGCUGACGUUGAACAACAAGCCAGUCAGUCCCAUCAUGAGUAUUGAUGCGGAGACUUUGGUGCGGCAGGAGGCGGCCGACAAGAACUCUUUUUUCCUCAUCAAGAUGAAGACAUCACAAAUGUUGGAGCUACGAGCGCCUAGCAGCUCGGAAUGCAAGACAUGGUUUAAGCACAUCUCGGAUGCUGCUGCUCGUCAGUCGAAGAAUCGUUCGAAGAACGCCUCAAACAGCCAUGACACAAGCAUCAGCGACCCAGCCCUCACCGCUAUUCCGCAUUCAAGCACCAAGGAGUCGUUGGAGCUAACCACCGAUUGCACCCAGCCAAUGGCGGCGACAGCCACGUUGACCACCACACCCUUGGCGCCAAUGCUGCCUAUAGCCACGGUUACACCGGCUCCAGCGACCAGCAACAGCAACACCAGCACCACUGCGGGAGUCCAAGUACGCGAUCCUCCGCGGGAUGUGGGAGCAAGUGAUUCUGAUGCGGACUAUGUGAACACACCGAAGGUGCAGCGAUCGAGUCAGAGCGACGUUAAUCGCUCCAUGUCCAUUAGAAGCACUGGGGAGUCUAACCACAAGUACUCGGCGAAUGGCACAGAAGCCAGCGAUGUCACUCUGCGCCACUCCCAGUCCACCAGGGAGUCGACCAGGCCAGGAUCAACCGGGGAGGAAAGGAACUCCACGUAUGGCAUGGUGGGAGGUAACUCCAAACGCGACAGUGCCAGCAUUGUUUGCUCGAACAAUUCGAACAACACGCGCACCUUGUUGAUGCAGAGCCCCUUGGUGGAUCCCACGGCCAUCCAGGUCAGCAUCAGUCCGGCCCACACCGCGAAACCGGUGUUGACUCCGGGGGAGAAGCUGCGCCGCUUGGACGCCUCCAUAAGGAGUGAUUUGCUCGAGAAGCAGAAAAUCAUUUGUGAUAUCUUCCGUUUGCCCGUGGAACACUACGACCAGAUUGUGGACAUUGCCAUGAUGCCAGAGGCGCCGAAAGACAGUGCAGACAUUGCCCUAGCUGCCUACGAUCAGAUUCAGAGCCUGACGAAGGUGCUGAACGAGUACAUGCACGUGACGCCCGAGCAGGAGGUCUCGGCGGUGUCCACCGUCGUCUGCGGCCACUGUCACGAGAAGGAGAAGCUGCGCAAAAAGGUGACUGCAUCCCCAUCGUUCUCCUCAUCGCCGCCCCCGCUGCCGCCUCCCAACAGGCAACAUGCCCAGGCUCAGGCCCAGAUACCGCCAUCGCGGCUGAUGCCCAAACUACAAACCCUUGAUCUUGACGAAGUUGCCAUACACGAAGACGAUGACGGAUACUGUGAGAUCGAUGAACUGCGCUUGCCAGCGAUUCCGUCCAAGCCGCAUGAGAGGCCCACAACGCCACUGGCUCCGUUCAAAACUGAGCCGCAGACUUCGCAAUCUGUUGUCGUUGAGUCCACGAAACGCCAAAGCACGGGUGAUGUUCCUGAGGUUCCUUCGGUCGAGAAGGAACAACCCGAGACGGUGUCGACGGACAACAAGCUGGCACAGGCGCAGAAGGAAGUAACCUCUGAGCCCUCAGAUAAGCUACCUACUACAAGUGAAUCAUGUAAGCAGCAGAAAGCUGAAGCGGACAAUACUAAGGAAAAGGCUGAUUCGACGACCACUGAUAACGAGGCCUCGGCAACAGCACCAGCAGAUGGAAUACCCACCGAGAACAACGAGGUGGGCACUACUGAGGCUGUGGAAAAAUCCGAGGCCGACCACAAAGAGGACGUCGACGUUUCCACCGAACAGGUCGCGGUAUCCAGAGUCGAUAGCUCGACGCAGACAUCACCAACUGAAGCGACAAGGGAAACGGAAAAGCCAACUGGAGGAUCGGGCAGCACCUGUGGGCCGAAUCGCAUCCAGCAUGCCAGUGUCCUGGAGCCGAGUGUGCCUUGCCAUGCCCUCAGCAGCAUUGUGACAGUACUGAAUGAGCAGAUUUCCAUGCUUUUGCCAAAAAUUAACGAACGCGAUAUGGAACGAGAGCGGUUGCGCAAGGAGAAUCAACACCUUCGCGAGCUUUUAAGUGCGCUGCAUGAUCGACAGCGAGUUGAUGAAGUAAAGGAAACUCCGUUCGAUCUUACGAAACUGAUGCAUGCUGAGGAUGUGGAGUUUGACGAUGAUAUUGACGCCAUUUCCAACAGUUCGCUGACGCCCACUCCCACGCCGGUGCCCACGGCUUCGCCCAGCGCCAGUGGUCAGGUUCAGCCAGCGGAAGCCAUGAGAGUAAACAGCAAUGAGGACGAGGAAUAGGAAACUUGUUUGAUUUUUUUUUGUAUAAAAUACAUAUUUGUUCUUGUUUUCCCCACAAACGCAUUCGACCAAUUGAAUUGGCGGCGUCUAUGUUUUACGAGUAGCCUUUCUAGAGCAUGCCUUUUACUACUGUUAAUGUAGCUUCAUUUGUUUCUUAAAAUAUUAUGUAUUCCACAAGAACCGAUAACACUUUAAAUUAAGCCUAACAAUGUCCCUCGUAAAACUAAUUAAAUACCUAUACAUAUGCAUAUUAUCGACUUAAAAGAAAUAUCAGCUAAAUACACAAUGUUUGAUACAUUUAUAAAGAACAAUAAACAACAUAGUUAUU
Drosophila biarmipes is the source of this 8661-nucleotide messenger RNA. RefSeq lists its product as uncharacterized. NCBI's taxonomy places the organism in Eukaryota, Metazoa, Arthropoda, Insecta, Diptera, Drosophilidae. Gene Ontology annotation, cellular component: cytoplasm. Gene Ontology annotation, biological process: G protein-coupled receptor signaling pathway. Bases 594 to 8333 code for a protein of 2579 amino acids. The record is from RefSeq and is a predicted model, not a curated record. Gene Ontology annotation, molecular function: guanyl-nucleotide exchange factor activity; G protein-coupled receptor binding. The transcript has 24 exons.